This is a messenger RNA of Etheostoma spectabile (orangethroat darter), 2837 nucleotides long. RefSeq names its product vacuolar protein sorting-associated protein 37A-like. NCBI's taxonomy places the organism in Eukaryota, Metazoa, Chordata, Actinopteri, Perciformes, Percidae. The record is from RefSeq and is a predicted model, not a curated record. Gene Ontology annotation, biological process: ubiquitin-dependent protein catabolic process via the multivesicular body sorting pathway; protein targeting to vacuole; protein targeting to membrane. Gene Ontology annotation, cellular component: ESCRT I complex.
UGCUGUGUGACGUAAUACGUAAAUAAGUUCGAGCUUGUGCUGCUUACUCUCGAGGUUGCUAUAAUUAUCUCUCGCCUCAGAAAUAUAAAUGACAGAGCUACAAUUACAUAUAAACUGUUAGUAGAUCAAAGUUGACAUUUUAUUCGACACACCAGGAUAUGCUGUCUGACUUUGGAACGUAAAUACAAAGUCAAAAUCGUGUGGACAACAAACCGAGACGUCAACAGCUAACAGGAGUCAGCACCACAAAUCUCCACACCGUGUUCACUCUCACUUUCUCUUCCAUUUCGUCUGUAGUCGGCCUUUACAGUCUGUCACCAAGUUCAGUACGUGGUUUCGCCAGGAGAGGAUGAACUGGCUUUUCCCCCUGUCCAAAGGCUCCGGAUCUCUCCCUCUGAACAGCCUCCAGCAACAAAGACAGCGGCAGAUCGAGUCACUCAAAGCCGCUCAUCCCAGCCUCGCAGAGAUCCAGAAGGAUGUGGAGUACAGAAUACCAUUCACAGUCAACAACUCCACCAUUAGUGUUAACAUUCUGCUGCCUCCUCAGUUCCCCCAGGAGAAGCCGGUGGUUAGUGUCUACCCCCCUGUUGGUCAUCAUUUAGUUGACGGCAAUAAUGGCACCAUCAUCACUAGCCCUCUUAUUACUAACUUUGGGAUGCACUCCGAUCUGGGUAAGGUCAUUCAGAGUCUGCUGGAUGAGUUCUGGAAAAGUCCUCCUGCCUUGAUGUCAACAGGCCCUGCUGGCUUUACUUAUAUGUACAAGUUGGGUAUGGCUCCUACCCCUCAGGCUUACCACUACGGUCCACGCCACGUGGGCCCCGGUCACACGGCGCCUACUGGGCCAGGCCCAGCUCCAGCUCUCAUGCCUCACCCAGGAGCCGAUGGUGGCCAUGGGCCCCCUCGAGCUCCAGCCCCAUACGGAGUGAUUUCUGACCUGCCACUGCCUGUUCCUACUGGAGACCUACAGGCUGGAUUGAACGGACACAUGUACAAGAUGCCUGAGAUUCCUGAGUCUUUUCCUGAACUCUGUGACUUGAAUCUGGCCCAGUUGUCCAACAUGUCUGAAAACGAGGAUUUGUUACAGGAGUUCUUUGUGAGUUUGCCACAACUGAAACAGGUCACCAGUGAUAAAGAAGAGCUGAUCACCAAUAUAGUUGAUGUGGCUAAGAAAAAUCUUCAGAUGGAGCCACAGCUGGAAGGAAAAAGACAAGAAAUGCUCUACAAGUAUGAACAGCUGACUCAGAUGAAGUCGUCCUUUGAGACAAGAAUGCAGAGACAGCAUGAGCUCAGUGAGAGUUGCAGUCUUAGUACUCUCCAGGCCCGGUUAAAAGUUGCAGCCCACCAGGCUGAGGAGGAGUCGGAGGAGACGGCUGAAAACUUCCUGGAGGGACGCACGGACAUAGACGAAUUCCUGACCAGCUUCAUGGAGAAGAGAACGCUUUGCCACAGCAGAAGGGCCAAAGAGGAAAAAUUGCAACAGUCCAUCAACACACAUGGACCGUUUCCUACCAGCCACUAGAACACAAGGUUUGGUGUUUUCUCAGCCAACUGCUGCCAACUAAAAGAAUAAAGACUUUUGAGGAGACGAAAAGCACACUGAGUCAACAAUGGGCACUUUGGAAGACACUAAUUGCAAUGGUGGGCUAAAAAAAGAAACCCACUGUGCCCACAUCUGGGCUAAAAAUACUGUUGAAGUUGGAUUGCUAUAGAGCAAGAUAGGUAAGCUCUUGUCACUACAAGAGGGCCAAAGGAGUGACACAUGCCUAGCUUUUCCAACCAUGUUACUAAGGAUUGAUCACAUUUUGGAUCAUUUUUAUUGCAUAUGCUGUUUGUCCAGUUUUGACUUGACAGGGAUGACAAAGAGUUGUGUUUCUUUCCUAUAUUUAUGUCACGUUGAGAGCAACACCUGCACCUGAUCAGAGUUAUUAGUGACACAUUUGAAUAGUUUAGGAAAUGACUCCCAAUCUUGACAUUUAGUUUCAUGCAGUGGGCAAGAAUUUGUGACUAUAAAAGAAGUGUUAAAAAAUGCUUAUGUGUCUGUACUUCCUUUCUCUAAGAUCAUUGUCAAGUCCUUGCUUUAUUAUCCCAGAAAGGUCCUACCGGACAGACAGAAAACCGACCUUUGACACUGCAAAACUGCUGUUUACAUUGAUUUGGUUGUUCUAUGCUACAUGUAUACUCCAACAUGUAUACUUUUGGACAGUGGUCAAUUCUUUAACAAGUUGGUGGCUUUCCCCAUUGAGUAAUGUCUUGAACACAGCCUCGAUAUCAGUAUGUUUGCUUUACAUUAAUAAUUUGGUUAAAGGGGUGCAUGUUAUCUGUUGUACCUCAAAAUCAGAAUGAAUGUAAUCCAAAUAACAAACCUGUUUGUAUUUAAUUGCUGCAUUAGGUUUGUGAGAGGUUAAUGAAAUGUUGACCAGAGGUUAACAUAAAUUCUUUCAAACAUUGACCAGUUUAACAAACACGUUAUGUAAACGGAGGUUAUUGGGAAAUCAGAAUACAGAAAACCAUAUAAACGGUUUAAUCACACUAUCACCCUCAUUCUGUGCUUUUGACAUGAAUCAAAUUAUUUGUGUACAUGUAAACAUACUGACUAUGAUGAGCACUAUUAUGAAAACCUGUCUAUUUUCUGACACCUUUUGAACUUUUUUGGUGAAGAGCCUCAGAAGAUUUGGGACAAUGUUAUGUUCAAUGCUGCGGUAAAACUCAAUGACAUUGGAUACUGUAUUUAAAUAAUGUUAAUAAUAAUAAUAGGCUAUAUUGUAAUCAAAGACUCAGACACCUUGUAUUAUAUGUUCUUAUUUAAUUUGUUGGACUAAUAAAGCAUUUAGUAUAAA